Molecule: messenger RNA, 246 nt
Organism: Thermochaetoides thermophila DSM 1495
Lineage: Eukaryota; Fungi; Ascomycota; Sordariomycetes; Sordariales; Chaetomiaceae
Exons: 2
Coding region: 1-246 (81 amino acids)
Source: RefSeq, a predicted model, not a curated record
AUGGAUCGCAUCGAAGAUCAUUCGUCAGACAGCACAACCCUUUUCAGGCUGUCUGGUGAAGGAACGCGACAGGGCGACCAAGAGGCUCUCCUGCGAUACCUUAGGAGCAGGGAUGGGCCUGUGACGGAGCGUCUGUUUGAAUUGGCCUCAAGGAAUUACAAUGAUACCAACAACGCCCAGGUAGUCCAGCGGCCCCAGCAGCCCCAGGGGCAAGGAGGCCCCAACAGCCAGGAACAGGUGGUGUAA